GAAAUCAGCAGCGACUUCGACAUCGACAUCGACGGAGGGCAUUUCGAUCGGAUCGGAAUCAAAUCUUAGCAGACAGUCGAAGGCAACGCGUCGACACUUAACGCGAUAUAACUACCAAAUCAAGUUUGCCAAAAAAAAAAAAAAAGAAGUAACAAAUUAAUUUGCGUGUCCGCGUUUCCCACAAACAAAAACAUAUAUCGUUUUUUUUUAUGUUUGUUUAAAUUGCAUUAUCGAAAGUUCCCGAAAAAAAGUUCCCAAAAAACUUCCCAACAAGAGACUUCCCAUUUAACGCGAGUGAACAAGAAAUAUCCUGCUUGGGGAAAUUUUUGUGCGAAAUUUCCAGCCAACGAUUUUUAUGUAAAUGACGACAGCUGACUGUCCGCUCGACGUUAGCACAACGGCCAGCGCAGGGAAUCCAACGGUACCGCUACCGCCGCCCGUGGAGCGACGUCAUCAUACAAACAGAAUCUGGUGGCUACUGACGCUCACCCUGGUCAUCAUGUGUGAGCUUCAGCAAUUCGCUGGAGGUGGCGGUGGCGGUGGUGGUGGUAGUGGUGUCUUUGGUGUAGCCGCAGCUCCCACUCCCACAGAGACUUCCUCCGUGGCAAAGCGCCUGCAAAAGCGGCAUGGACACCCGCCGGCCACCUUUCGAGAGCGUUUCCAGCUGGAGCUGAAUGCCAGCAAUGCCAAGUUGGAUUGGGUGAACACAUGCGGCGGCAAGUGGCAUGCAAGGAGGACGCAGAAUAAGCGUACCUCCAAUGUCUGCAAGAAGCGACAAAUGGCCCUUCAAAGCCUGCAGAAUCAGACCGGCAGGGAGCUGAGAACCCUGCAGGCCGAGGACAAAUCCAGGAACACCACCAACUCGAUCAGGGAGGUGGGCACUGGCACCAACAAGGCCAUCAAUAUCUCCAAGCUGCGCAAGUGGGAGUUCCACAGGCAGCACUACAAAUUCCUGCCAAGGCUGAAUGAUAGCAGCAAGCAGCUGAACCUGCGCCACGUCCACCGCGAUCUGCAGUUCUACGUGGCCGCCUUCAGCUACCUGAGGCACGCCAAGCUCCACUGGGACUACGUCAACUUGCAGGCGGAAAGCGCCAUGUCGGCGGAUCUCAAGCGUAUGCGGACCACCGCCGGACGGGUGCUCUGCAAUGUGGAGAUGGCCAUUAAUGCCACCGCCCAACGGCGCCAACGGCAGUCCUUCAAGGUAGUGCCGCUGGCCCUGAUGGAGAAGCGGCUGCAGCAGUUCAAGACGCCGCUGGUCCAGCUCCAUCAACAGGCCAGCCUGGCAGCUCGCAAUGAGGCAGUGGAGCCGCCCCCACAGUCCGCCAAGCUGCCGGUGGAUGCGCUGUUUGCCAAAUACGAGUUUGUGCAGUAUCUGAAGAGUGUCCGGCGGAUAUUGGCCCGGCAGAGGCAGCAGCUCAAGUGCCGGAAGAAGCCAGAGGCGGCGGCAACGAAGAAGCCGCUCCAGAACUAGGCCUAAAGAUAACAAUAGAAACCUCCAUUCCACAACGAGGCUCAUUCCAUUCCACACAUACACAAACAUCCCUAAUUUAUUGAACACACAUCCCGCCCCCUAUUUAUUACCCUCACACGCCACACCACGAAUACCACUCACGGGGAGUCCCCAUGGAGGAGUCCCACAGGCUAUGACAAAACCGAAUAAGUAGAGAGAACAAUUACCCAAAAACCGAAUGAAGCGGAGCCUAGGCUCAGUCUAUUUGUAAUCUAUUUUUUUUUUUUUUUAUAAUUAUAAACUCUAAGUACCAUUGUAUUAUUUAUUACGAGAACUCGCCGAACACUCUGCCGCACACAUUCCACUAGAUACUAAGUGCGAUCCGAACGAUCGGUGGCUACAUUUGCCUUGUAUUACGACGCUGUGAUAGUAGAUGUUUAAAGUGAACACAAUCCAAUGCUGCGAACGCUCCACGAAGGCCACAAAAUUAUAUACACAAAAAACAAACGCACACACAGAUAUAUCUCCCCGACUGUAUACACGGGUCCUAUGUACUUUAGCUAACAUAUUUUUA
Messenger RNA from Drosophila kikkawai, 2024 nucleotides. It is a transcript of the gene upd3, whose product is annotated as unpaired 3. The record is from RefSeq and is a predicted model, not a curated record. NCBI's taxonomy places the organism in Eukaryota, Metazoa, Arthropoda, Insecta, Diptera, Drosophilidae. Gene Ontology annotation, biological process: cell surface receptor signaling pathway via JAK-STAT; embryonic development via the syncytial blastoderm.